AUGUGGUUUGUUAUUUCGAGGUGUGCAGAUUCAGGAUUAACAUUAGAAUGUGGCAUAAAUAUAUUUGAGAGAUGGGUUCCAAAAAGUUUCGCUUUAUCUUUGUCAGAGAUCGCUAGCUCUCCGUUUGAAUCAGUGAGCGGUGUAGCUUGUUCUUUGAUUUUAAGAAUAUUUUUGGUAGUUCUCCAUAGAGAAUCGUCAUUAGAAUUUAGUGAUUGA
Molecule: messenger RNA, 216 nt
Organism: Cinara cedri
Lineage: Eukaryota; Metazoa; Arthropoda; Insecta; Hemiptera; Aphididae
Source: the annotation of a GenBank genome assembly